ACGAGGAUUUAUAACAGCAGUGUACGGAACCGAACAGACGGACAAGACAGUGUGUAGCCGGUUGUUGUUAUCACCUUUAUUAACACGGUAACGUAGUGAUGCGAUGUGAGGAACCCUCCAACGAGGCUUGGACAGCGCCGUUAAACCGGUUAAACCGACUGUGGACUUGCCAGCCGCAAAGACUUGACUGACUUCAGAUUAAAAAAACAACCCUGCGAUGUUUUUACAUUUCCCUGUGUCCUGAUAAGUGCAUACUUCAACCCAAAGCAACAUCCACUUCAUUGAGCUUCCACUGGGAGUCACAAGUAUAUAGGCUUCAAACUCCACCUCAACAAACAGACAUCAUGUCUUCCAGGGAGCGUCGGUCGGAUGUCUACAUAAAGGCAGAACCGAGCAGUCCAGAGGGAGGAGGGGGAGGUCGGACCAGCCCUGGCGGGGCCUCCUCAGACUCCUCUCACAGUGGAGGUGGAGGAACCAGAGGAGACGGUGUUAAACGUUACUCCCCGCCACUCUACACACCGGCUCUGCGUUGCCACUUCAAAGACGAGGGCGGGGAUGGGGCAGAGGAGGGCUCCACUGGAAACGGAGCGGGGCGAUGCAAGUACGCCCUGAGCACGCUACCGAAGAGGCUGUGUUUAGUAUGUGGGGAUGUGGCCUCGGGUUACCACUACGGCGUGGCGUCAUGUGAGGCCUGCAAAGCGUUCUUCAAGAGAACCAUCCAAGGUAACAUUGAAUACAGCUGUCCAGCAUCGAAUGAGUGUGAGAUCACUAAGAGGCGCAGAAAGGCUUGUCAGGCAUGCCGCUUCACCAAGUGCCUCAAAGUAGGCAUGCUGAAAGAGGGAGUUCGUCUUGAUAGGGUCAGAGGUGGAAGACAGAAGUACAAAAGACGCCCUGAAGUGGAGAAUGCAACAUACCAGAGUGCCCCUCUACCACUGACAAAGGAGAGUGAAAAAGGUUCCUCCCACAUCAUUGUGUCCCACCUUCUAGUGGCCGAGCCAGAAAAGUUAUUUGCUAUGCCUGACCCUCUGCAGCCUGACACAGCGCAGCGCACGCUCACCACCCUUUGUGACCUUGCUGACCGGGAGCUGGUUGUCAUUAUUGGCUGGGCCAAACACAUUCCUGGCUUCCUGUCGCUGUCUCUAGCCGACCAGAUGUCUGUGCUGCAGUCAGUGUGGCUGGAGGUGCUGGUGCUGGGUGUAGCGUACCGCUCGCUCGGCUGUGAGGACGAGGUGGUGUUCGCGGAGGAUUUUGUCCUUGAUGAGGAGAUGUCACGUGUUGCAGGACUGACGGAGCUAAAUGCAGCAAUUAGUCAACUUGCUCGCCGUUUCCGGGCGCUAAACGUGGAUCGAGAGGAAUUUGUCAUGCUAAAAGCCAUCGCACUCACUAACUCAGACUCUGUUUACAUUGAGGACAUGGAGGCUGUGCAGAAGCUGCGGGACCUCCUCCACCAGGCCCUGCUGGAGCUGGAAUGUCAGCAGCGCCCAGACGACCCACAGCGGGCAGGACGCCUCCUUUUAACAUUGCCUCUUCUCCGACAGACUGCAGGUCGUGCUCUUACCACCUUCUACAGCAUCAAGACCCGUGGUGGUGUACCCAUGCACAAACUAUUCCUGGAGAUGCUGGAAGCCAUGAUGGACUCUCCCUAGAGUGGAAAGCAGCAGAAUUGAAUAGGAUGCAGUGAAAGACCCAACAGAGAUCUAGUCUACAAGAGUGGAUGAGCAGUUUGUGAGAAAGGAUUUUAUUAGAGAAUUAAUAACGAGGAAAGUGGUAAUUUUUCCCUUUUUCCAUAGACUAUAUGAAGAAAGGAAAAGAAUAUGAGAAAAUAAAAGCUCCUGUAUUCAUGUCCCUUAGUGGGAAUUGGUUAUUUACAGAAAGAUGUAACUGCCACGCUUCAGUAAAAGGCUCAAAGAGUGAAAACAUUUAACAUGAAUGCCAGAAUACUUCUCAGUUUUAACUAUUUUCAUGGUGUGUUCCAUCACGGCAUUGAUCUGCAGUUGCAUAACCGCUGGAGAAAAACAUUUAGGUACCUAAAGAGCAGACUGUGGCUUCUGAACUUUUUAAAAAAUAAUGCAACAUCUACUCAUGAAAGCCAUAAUAACAUAUCUGGCGAAAGACUCGAGGGUCCAGUAUAGGGUCAGAUUGACAUGCACAUGGAGUGCUUGUAUUUACUAUAGUUUAGUGUGCCGUUGUAGGCAAAUUCAUAGGAAUUACUUGCAAUAUGUUAAAAGCAAUAUAACAACUCGAUUAUUGUCUGUCACAUUAAAAAUGUGGAUAAAAUGGUGAGACAUAGUUGUGUACAUACAUCAGUAGUUCUCCACUCUGGGGACCCCAAGUGCUGAUUAUUGGAGAUGCCAGGUGUGUAGAUAUAGAAACCUGAUGAGAGAGAAAACCACCUCUGUGUUGGGGGUUAAAUACUGGAGUUGGGAGCCACUGAUGUAAGCAGUAGGUGCAAGAUUUUUCAUUAAAGGUUGUGCAAUGGAGAAGUGUAUAUGAAGAUUGUGUGCUCAUACAAUGGUCUACUGGGAAGGUAAUAUAUUCUGUGCAAAUUCAAAUGCAGCACAAAAAAACUGACUUCCAUUUAAGUAAGAGUGUGCGUUCGUUUGCAGUCGAAACCAAUGAGCUACACUGAGAUCAGGGAAGAACACAACUCUUUGACAAUAGAGCGUGGAAACAACAGUGGCUAGAACAGAAAUGCAUAUGCCUCAUCUGCUUUUUUAUACGAUCCUCCACUAGAUCUAACCACCGUCUUUGACUUCAGCGACUGUGCUGUUCAAAGAUAACGGUCUGGCCUAUUUGACUUGUGGGCUAUAACACUAAUCCAUAUGACUGAUAGUCGAUUGUGAGAUUUUGCUGCAUUUUCUGCAGUCGUGAAGAACGUUGCAUAAAUGAUCUCAAUUGUUUAAUUGAGAGAUCCCUCCUUUGUGUAUGUACAUGUGUUGAACUUUGAUUUGUAAGUGCCCGCAAUGGGCUCAGGACAAUAAGAAAUGCAACUUAUGCAACGUCCUUGUUUUGGAUGUUGAAACCUUGUUUGAGAACAUCCUGAGAGUCCUUGUUCAGCAGGUUUGUAUACUUACAAUAGAAAAGAUCAUUAUAGUAAGCUUCACAUGCAAUGCAAAGCUACACUAUCUGAUCUUAAAAUCAGAUAUAAUAUUAAGUGGCCAAAGGGUCAUUAAUCUUUCAGCCAUGUACAGUUCCAUUUAAAUAAACAGAAACAUGCAAUUUAUAGUGGAAAAUAAUAAAGCCAGCAAACGUGAUACAAAUUCCCCAUUUACAAUUAUGUGUGUGCAGCUUACAGUGUUCUGAAAUUUGUAAAGACUUGAAACUUGCUUUUUUCAUACAUUUCUCCUUUCUAGGAUUUAAGGGUAUUUUAUUUACAUUGUGACACUGUUGUGGGUUGGUAUUGAAAUGAGGCUUUCCAUUCAGGAUGUUAUGAAUACUAAUUGUUUUUCUUUCUUUCUGUUUAUGUAAGCAGUUUUCUGUGUGUUUUCUGAAGCUGAUUGUCAUUUUAGGGAUCAAUUUACAUGGCUCUAUAUUUAGCGGCAUGAUGCAGCUGCAGAGGGCUACCUCAGGAGGCAGAGAUGGCCAAGUAACUGUGGAGACAAAUGUAAUUCUUGAUCUUUUGAUUUGUCAACUUAAAUUUGAACAUUGGGUUUAUUGAAUGUCUUUGCGGUUGCGAAAACAGUUUUUCUUUGUUUUCAAAACUUGAGGGUGUAAAUGGCUCAUUAGUAAUGCUUUAUGAGAUGCCCUGCGGUACAAAGUGAGGGGCAGGCCUACAGUUUGUACGGUUUCACAGGAAUAAUGGUGCAGCUUGAAAACACUGGAGGUCAUUUCCGGCAGUUAAAAUUGAAAAUGGUUCAACUUGUAACACAGAUGUUAUAAUAGCAACAGCUGGCAUUGUGGAGCAGGGACUGAUAUCUCACACUCGAUUUACCGGUUUGGUUUUGUGUUCUUAAGUUACAGCUUAUCAUCUAGCAAGCAAAAAAACAUGGAUAUCUUGGACGAAUUUGAGCUGUUAAACUUUCUUCAGAUUAACUCGGUCAUUUAUACAUUUCAUUAGCAUACCAGUAUGUUUUAGGUACGGUGGGCUAGGGUGAAGGCAGGGUCAUUUGCAGUGUCACUGUUAAAACGAUACAGUCAUUUGUAGUUUUAUUAAAUAUGUGCGCAUUAAUAUAAAUGAGCAAUACAAUAAAUUACCAAACCUCACACAUUUCCUUGUAUAGCCACAGUGUACAUUUAACAUUGCCAGUUAUAAUGAAGAAUAGCUACUAAACGUUAUAUUAUUUAGAAGUUCAAAUCAAUGUUUGUAUUUUGAAAGACUAUUUAAAUGAUUAAAUUCUAUUUUUUACUCAAUUUACUGUUGUUUGUUGACACUGCUUUAUUUUUGUGUGUGAUAUUGGCUGUGAAUUUCUGUGUGUAGAUUUUUUUUUUCAUUUAGAUAAAACAGUUUGAUGUCCUUGUCUAAACAUGUCCACAUAAAAAUCACUGUGAAAAAAGUGAGAUCUUCCACUGUCUGACGCAAAGGGGAGUGGAUUAUUGUAGGUGCUUUGUGUUGUGUAAUAAAUGGACACACCACCACCACA
Messenger RNA from Centropristis striata (black sea bass), 4580 nucleotides. It is a transcript of the gene esrra, whose product is annotated as estrogen-related receptor alpha. The coding region runs from base 345 to 1646 and encodes 433 amino acids. Gene Ontology annotation, biological process: regulation of DNA-templated transcription. Gene Ontology annotation, molecular function: steroid binding; nuclear steroid receptor activity; sequence-specific DNA binding. NCBI's taxonomy places the organism in Eukaryota, Metazoa, Chordata, Actinopteri, Perciformes, Serranidae. The transcript is spliced from 8 exons. Gene Ontology annotation, cellular component: nucleus. The record is from RefSeq and is a predicted model, not a curated record.